GUAAGUAUGUUCUAUUAUUACUACUCAUUAUAAUUCAUCAUUAUUCAUAAUAUUUAUUGGAGAUUAUUCCUUAUAACAAUUUUACAAGUUACCAUAGCAACAAGAUCAAUCACAUUUGACCUUAGUGAUUACACAAGAAAGAUUAAAAAAAAAUGACAAAAAAUAUUCUAUUUAUUCAUUUAUUCUUAUUAUUUAUUAUUAUUUAUAUAUUUAUAUUCAAUAUAAAUGAUAUAAAAUGUACUACUGUCAAUGAUUUAUUAAUUUAUCCUAAUCGACAUAAAAAAUUAUUUAAAAUUAUCCAUUAUUUAAUUAGACAAUGUGCACCAUAUUGUUUAAAUUAUGGUAAAUUAGAAAAACCAGAUAUGCCAUGGAAAAAAUGUUAUUGUUUAUGUCCUGAUAAUUAUUAUGGAAUUGCAUGUGAAUUUAAUCGAAAUCAUGAAGAAAUCGAUAUUGACAAUAAUAAUAAUGGUAAUGAUAAUAAUCAGUUACUAAGUAAUAUGCAUCAUCUGAAAUCAAAUUCAUUACCAUUUUCAUAUGAUCGUCCAUCAUCAUCCUCAUCAUCAUCAUCAGCAGCAGCAGCAUCAUCUUACCUUACACGUACAAUGAAUAAUAAUAACAAUAAUAAUAAUCAAGGAAAUGAUAAUGAUCAACAAAUGAUUUUUGUAAAGUAACUUAUGUCACUCUACCCUUUUGUUGUUGUUGUUGUUGAUGUUGUUGCUGUGAUUUUGAUGAACCAUG
Schistosoma margrebowiei is the source of this 738-nucleotide messenger RNA. NCBI's taxonomy places the organism in Eukaryota, Metazoa, Platyhelminthes, Trematoda, Strigeidida, Schistosomatidae. The record is from the annotation of a GenBank genome assembly.